This is a messenger RNA of Aegilops tauschii subsp. strangulata, 1310 nucleotides long. RefSeq lists its product as uncharacterized. NCBI's taxonomy places the organism in Eukaryota, Viridiplantae, Streptophyta, Magnoliopsida, Poales, Poaceae. The record is from RefSeq and is a predicted model, not a curated record.
UCUGGUUGAUCUGAACUGAACUACUGAAGCGGCCGUGCACAGGUACGUGCAACAUCAUGCUACAUAUAUUUUCUGUUAAUCCAAGGGAUGCACUGAGCUCGUGACGCGUCGCGUGUGGCUCUAGAGCGGCUCGAUCUCGAACCACUUGCAUGGUUGCAUCUAAGCAGCGGCGUCGAGGAGAUACUCGACGCCGCCGUUGCUUCCCUCUUCAUCUAUCUCUAGGGCCAAGUUGUGCAUUUCUUUAACCGGAGAAACAUAUACUAGAUUAAGUGUCACUACUGCCUAGCUACUACUGGGUGAUUUGUUUAUGGUGCAAAUGGCCUAUAAAUACAAGUGCGGCUUGAUGCGUUUCUUCUUCAUCAGCUUCUUCAUCUUCAGAGUUUUAGAGAUCAAGCAGUUGGGUUCAGAGGAAUGACGAAAAGAUUUGCUUUCGAGGAGAAGGAGAUGGCGCGCAUGCUUCUGCUCGUUUCGCGCGAGCAGGCGAUGCCCAUGCCGAUGCCGGUGGCGGUGCCCGGUGACCGCGCCCCGGAGCGGGUGUUCGUCUGCAAGACGUGCGACCGUGUGUUCCCGUCGUUCCAGGCUCUGGGCGGGCACCGGGCCAGCCACAAGAAGCCGCGGCUGGACAACGGCGGCGACCUCAAGCCUAAGCUGCACGGAUGCUCCGUCUGCGGGCUGGAGUUCGCCAUCGGCCAGGCGCUCGGUGGCCACAUGCGGCGUCACCGUGCCAUGGCCGCGGGCGGAGGCGGAGGCGGUGGCGUCAUGGCCAUGACGCCACCGACAGCAGUGAUCAAGAAGCACGGCGAAAGCGGCGACGACGCUGUUGUCGGCAUGAAGCGCGGGCUGUGGUUCGACUUGAACCAUCCACCUUGCGACGAGUACGGAGCCGGCAGUGAGAGCGACGACGAGUGCGGCCACGACGCAGCUGCUGCUGGGUACACUUUCCACCAGUUCCUGGAUACCGGCACCAUGGCGGUUGGCUGCGUCUAGCAACACGAUCUCUCCCACUCCGUUGCCGGGUUUUUGCCGGAUAGUACAAUAUUUUCCUGUGUGUACUUUGGCAGUAACCUUUUUUUUUUACCCCUUUUCUUUUCCUUUUUCAUGCAUGGAUAAAUCCAUACUUUGUAGCAGUAGAUGAGUGCCCAGUGAAAGGCAUCCCACGGCACAUAAAUCAUUUCUUUGAGAUGAUUAAUUUUGUGCCUAAUUUGGUGGCUUUGGAGGCUCACCAGAGCUAUUUCCCUCAGGUUUUCCGGUUAUUAUUUGUCCGGUUAUUAUUGAGAAAGAAACCUUUGGUCAAGUGGCUCAAGAUGUAA